This is a messenger RNA of Suricata suricatta (meerkat), 1779 nucleotides long. It is a transcript of the gene SPOUT1, whose product is annotated as SPOUT domain containing methyltransferase 1. The transcript is spliced from 12 exons. Gene Ontology annotation, molecular function: miRNA binding. The record is from RefSeq and is a predicted model, not a curated record. Bases 30 to 1160 code for a protein of 376 amino acids. Gene Ontology annotation, biological process: maintenance of centrosome location; miRNA processing. NCBI's taxonomy places the organism in Eukaryota, Metazoa, Chordata, Mammalia, Carnivora, Herpestidae. Gene Ontology annotation, cellular component: kinetochore; spindle pole centrosome; mitotic spindle.
CAGGGCGUGGCCGACGGUGUGCGGUGAACAUGGCGGAGCGUGUCAAGAAGAGGCCCUGCGGCCCGGGUGAACAUGGCCAAAGGAUUGAGUGGCGAAAAUGGAAGCAACAGAAGAAAGAGGAGAAAAAGAAAUGGAAGGACCUCAAGCUGAUGAAAAAACUGGAGCGGCAGCGGGCUCAGGAAGAAGAGGCAAAGCGCCAGCAGGAAGAAGAGGCAGGCGCACAGAGGGAGGACCAGGGCCGGCCCUACACCCUGAGCGUGGCCCUGCCAGGCUCCAUCCUGGACAACGCCCAGUCGCCGGAGCUCCGCACCUACCUGGCUGGCCAGAUUGCCAGGGCCUGCACCAUCUUCUGCGUGGAUGAGAUUGUGGUGUUCGAUGAAGAAGGCCAAGAUGCCAAGACUGUGGAGGGUGAAUUCAGGGGCGUCGGCAAGAAGGGGCAGGCGUGCGUGCAGCUGGCCCGGAUCCUACAGUACCUGGAGUGUCCGCAGUACCUAAGGAAAGCGUUCUUCCCCAAGCACCAGGAUCUCCAGUUUGCAGGGCUUCUGAACCCCCUGGACAGCCCUCACCACAUGCGUCAGGAUGAGGAAUCCGAGUUCAGAGAAGGCAUCGUGGUGGACCGGCCCACCCGGCCAGGCCACGGGUCCUUUGUCAACUGCGGCAUGAAGAAGGAGGUGAAGAUUGAUAAGAACUUGGAGCCUGGACUUCGGGUGACAGUGCAGCUGAACCAGAAGCAGCUCCCAGAAAGCAAGACCUACCGGGGCAAAGUCGUGUCUUCGCAGGACCCCCGCACCAAAGCCGGUCUCUACUGGGGCUACACGGUGCGGCUGGCCUCCUGCCUCAGUGCCGUGUUUGCUGAGGCUCCCUUCCAGGAUGGGUACGACCUGACCAUCGGGACAUCGGAGAGGGGCUCAGAUGUGGCCUCUGCCCAGCUUCCCAGCUUCAGGCACGCUCUUGUGGUGUUUGGGGGUCUCCAGGGGCUGGAAGCUGGCGUGGACGCCGACCCCAACCUGGAGGUGGCCGAGCCCAGUGUCCUCUUCGAUCUGUACGUCAACACGUGUCCGAGCCAGGGCAGCCGCACCAUCCGCACGGAGGAAGCCAUCCUCAUCUCCCUGGCCGCCCUGCGGCCUGGCCUCACCCAGGCGGGCACCCGGCCCAGCUGAAGGUCCCGUCCGGCCCACGCCAGCAGAGCAGCAGCGGGAAAGCCAGAGGUGCCUGGGAGGUCCCGCCGGGACCGACACAGCCACGCCUUGUCUCCGAAAAUCACCACCUUUAAUGCAGCCCCGCCCCCACAGUCUGGCAGGGCUACGGCCUUCACUUUGUGCCCGCACUGAUGGCCUUCAGGCUGCCUGCCCGUGCCAGGAUAUUUGGCACGAAGAGCAGCCCCGAGGCCCGCUCGAUGCUCUCGAUGGGCACCAGGAAGCGCUCCAGCGGCGUCGCCUCAUCCACAGGGGCGUUGGGCAUCACGUAGGAGCGGAGUUCGAUCUGCCCGCCUGCUGCCUCCAGGAUCAGCACCUUGAAGAAGUGGGUGGGCACUGCCACGUGGUUCUUCCCGAUGACCUGGUACUUCACGUAGGACUUCCCGUCAGCCUCUGUCCUGCGGGCAGACCAGAGCACUGGUUGGACCCAAGGCUGCUCCCGUGGGCCUGCCACCUCAGCUCGAGGCCUCCGCGCCCGGCUAGGCUCCCCAGGAGGCUGGGAUCGCCCACCCUGUUUCCCUCGGGCCCGGCACGGGGUCAGGCAGGGUGGGUCACGGCAGUAAAUGUUACCGAGAGAACCGGG